Messenger RNA from Schizosaccharomyces octosporus yFS286, 904 nucleotides. RefSeq names its product ARP2/3 actin-organizing complex subunit Arc21. Lineage: Eukaryota; Fungi; Ascomycota; Schizosaccharomycetes; Schizosaccharomycetales; Schizosaccharomycetaceae. The transcript is spliced from 4 exons. Gene Ontology annotation, molecular function: actin filament binding. The record is from RefSeq and is a predicted model, not a curated record. Gene Ontology annotation, cellular component: cytoskeleton; Arp2/3 protein complex. Gene Ontology annotation, biological process: regulation of actin filament polymerization; Arp2/3 complex-mediated actin nucleation. The coding region runs from base 236 to 760 and encodes 174 amino acids.
GCAACUUUGUGUAUUCAUAUCAAAAAGACAAAAAGAUUUCUAUUUAAAGAACUAUUUAAACAAGAAAUUUGAACCAUAGCGCAAUUCAUAUAUAACAUAUAACUGAAGUACAAUCUCAAUAUUGUAAUUAAACGCUGACGAAAUAAUCAUAUUGAGUAGGUUAUUUUGUAGUGGGUCAAGUUACCCUUGCCCAAGGCACUUAACUAGAGACACAUACAGCAAAGAAUUUUAUAUAAUGCCUGCUUAUCAUUCUUCUUUUUUGAGCAUCCCUAAUGUACCAACUACUGGCAAUUUAGCUAUGUUGCCGUUGAAAACAAAAUUCCGUGGCCCUGCUUAUCCAGCUGAUGCAAAUCAAAUGGAUAUCAUUGACGAAUGUAUAAGCCUUUUCCGUGCAAAUUGCUUUUUCCGUAACUUUGAAAUUAAGGGCCCUGCCGACCGUACUCUCAUUUACGGAACUCUCUUUAUUAGUGAGUGUUUAGGGAAACUGACUGGAAUGAGCUGCCGUGAUGCUGAACGUCACUUGAAUAGUCUUGCUCUUGAGAACUUCUCUAUCCCAGGUUCUCCCGGAUUUCCAUUAAACGCUCUUUAUUCUCCUCCUACAUCGACUCAGGAUUCUGAAUUGAUGCGUAGCUACCUUACUCAAUUCCGCCAAGAAUUAGCUUUCCGUCUUUUGUCCCAUGUUUAUGCUUCGGAGAAGACACACCCUAGUAAGUGGUGGACUUGUUUCAGUAAGAGACGAUUUAUGAACAAGGCUCUUUAAUUAUGAUGUUAUAUGAAAUGUAUGCUGUUUUUUGACUUCAGAAGUAUAAUACAGGAUUCCUCGCUGUAUGUAGAAUUCAACGCUCAGAUUUUGUCAAGAUAGGACUAUGUAAAUUUUAGUAUGCGCGUUAUAUGGAACCAAGGU